Molecule: messenger RNA, 2545 nt
Organism: Myripristis murdjan (pinecone soldierfish)
Lineage: Eukaryota; Metazoa; Chordata; Actinopteri; Holocentriformes; Holocentridae
Gene: sh3glb1a
Product: SH3-domain GRB2-like endophilin B1a
Exons: 9
Coding region: 157-1251 (364 amino acids)
Biological process (GO): membrane organization
Cellular component (GO): cytoplasm; membrane
Molecular function (GO): protein binding
Source: RefSeq, a predicted model, not a curated record
UGUCCUCUUGUUGUUCUUUACUCUUUGUCAGGAUUCAACAGCUGGGUGGAACUCCGACAAAAAAAAGUUGCUUCAGUGACAAUUUCCAUGGGGAUGGCAGUUUGACUCGGAGACCACUUAUCUGUCUUAUUUAGUGUUUAGUCCUCAUUUUAAAUCAUGGAUUUCAAUGUCAAACGGUUAGCGGCAGAUGCUGGUACUUUUCUAAGCCGUGCAGUCCAAUUCACAGAGGAGAAACUUGGCCAGGCUGAGAAGACAGAGUUGGACGCCCAUUUGGAGAACCUUUUGGCCAGAGCCGAGUGCACCAAGCAAUGGACAGAAAGGAUUAUGAAGCAGACAGAGGUUUUACUACAGCCAAACCCGAAUGUCCGGCUAGAAGAAUUUCUGUAUGAGAAACUGGAGAAAAAAGUCCCCACGCGAAUGAAUAACCAUGAGCUGCUUGGCCAAUCCAUGAUCGACUCUGGCAAUGAGUUUGGUCCCGGAACUGCCUAUGGAAACGCCCUGAUAAAAUGCGGAGAGACAGAGAAGCAGAUUGGCGGGGCCGAGCGGGAGUUCAUCCAGAGUUCGGCCAUCAACUUCCUCACACCGUUCAGGAACUUCCUGGAAGGGGACUUCAAAACCAUCUUGAAAGAACGGAAGCUGCUGCAGGUCAAGCGCUUGGAUCUGGAUGCAGCCAAAACCAGGCUAAAGAAAGCCAGGAUGGCUGACGCUAGAGCUGUGGCAGAGCAGGAACUAAGGAUGACCCAGAGUGAGUUUGACCGGCAGGCAGAGAUCACCCGACUGCUCUUGGAGGGCGUCAGCAGCACUCAUGCACACCACCUACGCUGCUUGAAUGACUUUGUUGAGGCCCAGACUACAUACUACGCACAGUGUUACCAGUACAUGGUGGAUCUCCAAAAGCAGCUGGGCAGUUUCCCCUCUUCAUUCUCAAACAACAACCAGUCCUCAGUGUCAGGCGGGGCCAGCAUCUCAGUGCCCACCAUCCCUGUGUCGGCCUCUCUGCCCAGCCCGUCUGCAGGCCGCGGAGGCUCCACAGCGUCGGGCGGCUUCAGUGAGCUGAGGAGUUCCAGUGGCAGCCGCAAGGCCCGAGUCCUGUAUGACUACGAUGCCGCUGGCAGCAGCGAGCUCUCCCUGCUGGCUGAUGAGGUGAUCACGGUCAGCUGUGUCCCAGGCAUGGAUUCAGACUGGCUGAUGGGUGAGCGCGGCAACCAGAAGGGCAAAGUGCCAAUCACCUACCUGGAGCUGCUUAACUGAGACCCUCCAGACGUCCCGCGACAAAACAAGCCGACCCACCACUCUGCAACCCAGGCUGUGAUCUCAUAUUUAUAUCGUGUUGCAGGGACAGGCGUCACUUUCGCUUCCAUUCAGUCCAUUUCAGCUCAAGAGUCAGAUGUUUUAGUCCAGAAUGAACCGUUUUCGAGCUGGAGUGAAUCAGUUGGAGUGAAGGGAAAGGAAACGGCCCCGUUCCCUGGUGUGUAUACAACUUGCAGUAUGUUUGUAAAACCUUGCUUCCAUGCCUCUCUGUUUGCCGCCAUGCCAUCUGCAAUAUGUGCCAGAACAUCUCCCAAACUGUAUUUUUACAAGUUUUUUGUUUGUUUGUCUGUUUACAACAUAUAACUCAGAUGGUUAACUAAAUGCUUUUGAUGUGAUCUUUCUCUCUUCCUCCUCUGCUAAUAAUAGUUCAGUUUUUGCAGCUAAUGACAGCCUAGAUACAUUAUUUUUAAUGUUUGUAAAAAAAAAAGAAAAGAAAAAAGAAAGAAAGAGCACUUCAAUUUGAGGCAGAAAAUCAUUUUGAUUAUUUUAUUACGUCUUAUUUUAUGAUCGAUUAUCUCAUGCAGCAGCCUUUAAGAUUAUCAUAAAACAUGACAUGCUUUUUUAAUAGAAUAUGUAAUGUGCGCCAGCUUGUUUCUCAUGGACAUUGAGCAAAUCAGAAGAAACAGAGGAUUCUCAAGCUCUAACUGAUGAAACUCACAUGCCAUAUAUUAUUUUUAGUGCCUGUGGAAAUAUUUUGUCCACAGCAAAUCCAGCAUUGACACAGACAAGACUGAUAGCCUUUGCAAGACUAAAUGCCUUUCCUCCAGUUACUCCAGAAGUAUUCCAACUAACCACCAUUUCAAUCUUCUCGCUCUUAGUAUUGAACCCUACGAUUUCAAUUAAAACUAUUGAGAACUGGGGACCAGCAUUUCCAACCUCUGUUUAGGAAAAAGUGUCAACCAGAUGACAGUUGUUCUUAAGUUAUUGCUUUGGAUAUUGCUCACAAAUAUGAAAUAGGCUCAUGUGGCCUCUGGUUUUGGUAGAUCUAAUGUUUACUAUGAAGAAACAGCGCCUUAAAUUAAAACCAAAACCGGUUUUGGAUUUUACUAAUACGUCAUCCUGCCAGUAUCCCUUCAGACUCAAGUUCAGCUCUGUCUGCAUAGAAAUAAAAACAUGUAUUAUUACAUUCUGGGAGUUAAAAGUAUGUUAUUACACUGUUGCCUUGAUAUUUGUGUAACUGAUAUGAUAGCAUACAAAUAUAUGCUAUAUGAUGCAGUAAAAAAAAGAAAAAACA